UAAACAAUUCAGAAUCUCCUCUGCUUUCCUCGAUUCCACAAGUGCUGAUCACUGAGAGCUGCUUGCCCACUGCUGAGAGAUCAAGAAGGGCAGAGGGACAGGGAGAGAGAGAGAGGACUACCCCUAUCAUCAUCCUCCCACCUCCCAUACAGGUGAGGAGCAAGCUGGCCAUCUGGACCCUGUGACGAUGGAACUUGACUGAUGGGCUGAGAACCUCACUCAUGGUUGCCUCCUACCACCUUGGACCCUCAGUAGCACCAUAAAGGAAAGCAGUUAUUUAUCAUGAAAGGUAUCAGGGCGAUCCUCUAUUACUUCAUAGUGGAUCUCUUCACUUUGUUCUGUUGGGCACAGGGCAAAGGUGGCCAGCACUUUGGGAGCACUGUGGUGGUAUCAGACGUCAACCUUUCCAACCCUGGAGAUCUAGGGUCCUCGGAUCCUAACCAGACUGCUGAGGGCUGUAGGGGCUAUUUUGACGUUAUGGGGCAAUGGGACCCCCCUUUUAACUGCAGCUCGGGUGACUUUCUCUACUGCUGUGGUACUUGUGGCUUCAGAUACUGCUGCAAGUUUAAACACUCCAAACUGGAUCAGAGUAUCUGUACUAACUACGACAGACCCAACUGGCUAGCUCCUGGCAAGACCCCCCCAAAGAUUGAUGACCCUCUUCACGACCCCAACAGGGAUAAGGCUAAUUUGAUCGUCUAUAUAAUAUGUGGAGUAGUAGCUGUAAUGGUCCUUGUUGGAAUUUUCACCAAAUUGGGACUAGAAAAAGCUCAAAGACCUCAAAGGGAAAAUAUGUCAAGGGCUCUCGCUGAUGUGUUGCGAGAUCAAAAUCAUUCUUCAGUCGAUCACAUGGAAAGAGAUUCAAACCUUGUCGUUCACAUGCAACAUUACGAAACUAUGUCCAGACCACCUACAAAUAACUUACAUUCAUCAAAGAUAAAUAACGUUGUUCCGACAUCUCCACACCUCCCUCAAAUGGCACAUCCACAUUCAUACCCAACUAUGGGGCAAAUUUCAAAUCCAUAUGAGCAGCAACCUCCUGGAAAGGAACUUAACAAGUAUGCUUCUUUAAAGGCAGUCGCUGACAAGGUCAACGAUGAUUUCUAUUCCAAAAGACGACAUCUUGCAGAACUUGCAGCAAAGGGAAGCCUCCCCCUACAUCCAAUUCGUAUGGAACAAGAGAGAUCAUACAGCCCUGAGGGUGGUACCUUAAAAUUAAAUGGGCAGAAAUCCAAAGUAAACAAAUUUCACUCACAUACCUUGUCAUCAACAUACAAUCCUGACUACAAAACCUGGGAUCACACAGAGCAUUCCCUGCGGCGGCAGGCCUAUGCAACUAAGAAGCAUUGCCCAGUGGAAUCGGUAAAUGAACAGAUGCAAUCUCAGAAUCAACAUUAUAUGCCACCACAGCCAUACUUUGUAACAAACAGCAAAACAGAGGUAACUGUCUGAAAUAAAUAAAUUUAUCUCUACUAGGAUGAAAACUGAGGAAGGCAAUGUCCUGGGAUUCGAUACAGUUCCUGUAUUCAGAAGAUCAAAAAAGUGUGGUUAGGGAUUACAGCUCCAGCAAUACAGUAGUUGAAUGGAAUUAGGGACUCCAUUUUUACUUCACAAUGAAGAUAAGAUGAAAACACUUUUGCUUACUCUUUUUUUUUAACUAGAAAUUCACAUGUAUGGCAAAGAAGUAGCACAAUCAACAGAGUCUUCAUCUCUGCAAAAAUCUUUUGGAUGUUUGUUCUUAAUUGUGAAAGAGGACAAGCAAUGAAAGGACGUUAUAUGGGCCAAUAUUUUUGUAUUAAAAAGAGAAAAAAAACGAACAAAAAAAUGUUGAAUAAACCCUGAAGAUAAAUGCAGUUUCCAGAACUAAGUUCAUUAAUAUCAUUUUGCACAUCUGUGAAAACCCAUUGGACAACAGGCCUAUUUAUUCUUAAGAGACAUAAAAAAAGAAAAAUUAAAAAAAAGCAAGUAUCUUGAAGAACCUUAAAAGACUGUUACAUUUAAAAAAGGGAACUGGGGCUUUCUUAUUGGUGGAAAGCCCCAUGCUAUUUGAAGAAAAAACAAACACUUUUUGUAAAACAAAAAUAAAUAAAAACAGAGACAAAGAAACAGAAAAGGAAACUUUCCUUAGAAAGAAAAGAAAAACUAAGGAUUUUUCAUUUGAGGAAAAAGUUUGGAAGAUAGAAAAUCCAUAUGUUCUUCCUUUCCUGGCGUUCCACAAUUUAGAUGGACAGAGAGAUCCCUCUGUACUGUCUGCGAUAACUUUUUAUUCAGUCAAUGUUUUGCCUAUUUCUACUUGCUUUCGACUGAAAACAUACUAUGUGGGCGGUGCCUUUAAUGUAUUUAUAUUGUUAAAUGAAAAGUCUUGUUUUUCAAAGUGAACCUUUGAUCUUUUAGCUUAUUUCCUUACAUUUUGCUGAGUAUUAGUCUUUCUUUUAAACACAGCUCAAGUUGUUUAAUGAAUUUUAGUCUU
Messenger RNA from Pelobates fuscus (common spadefoot toad), 2470 nucleotides. RefSeq names its product shisa family member 9 (gene SHISA9). Gene Ontology annotation, cellular component: postsynaptic membrane; postsynaptic density; dendritic spine membrane. Bases 283 to 1452 code for a protein of 389 amino acids. The transcript has 4 exons. NCBI's taxonomy places the organism in Eukaryota, Metazoa, Chordata, Amphibia, Anura, Pelobatidae. The record is from RefSeq and is a predicted model, not a curated record. Gene Ontology annotation, biological process: regulation of short-term neuronal synaptic plasticity; regulation of AMPA receptor activity.